Molecule: messenger RNA, 599 nt
Organism: Nilaparvata lugens (brown planthopper)
Lineage: Eukaryota; Metazoa; Arthropoda; Insecta; Hemiptera; Delphacidae
Exons: 5
Coding region: 182-583 (133 amino acids)
Source: RefSeq, a predicted model, not a curated record
UACUGUCACAGUCGUUAUCCACGUUCCUAAAACAACGUUUCAUUCUUCAGGGCUUUAUCCUCCAGACUAGUCUACAUCCUCUGGACUUCACUUAAACUUCAUCUUCUUGACUUCACUUAUAGACUUCUAAACUUCAUCUUCUAGAUUUCACUUAGACUCCAUCCUUUAGAGCAAGUGCAAUAUGCAUAUCUCCACUAUUUGCCUACUGACUAUUUUUCUCCCCAGCAUUGCGGUAGGAGUAUUAGAAGUAAAUAUGCAGGAAUCUAAAUCAUGGGCCGAGUUUGAAUCCAUGAUGAAGGGAGGUGGCUCGUAUUGCUUGACUCUUCUUUAUGAUUUUGACAAAAACGAAUUGGCAGAUGUUGAGGCUUUUUGCGAUAUUUACCCAACUGUCAAAUGCUACUAUGGAAUGGAAGGUGCAGAAAAUCGUCAUCAACCAGAUACUUCAUUCAAUACACAUUUCCGGAACUCAGCAACACCUUUUUUGGCUUUCUUCAAGAAUGGUCAACAGGUAACCGUCAUUGGACAUACUGUAACGGGCAUUAAUGGUACUGACUUUAAGGCAGGAUUCGAAGCCGUGAAGUAAUGUAUCACAUGUGCUA